Drosophila eugracilis is the source of this 1351-nucleotide messenger RNA. RefSeq names its product Bardet-Biedl syndrome 5 protein homolog (gene BBS5). Gene Ontology annotation, biological process: intracellular transport; cilium assembly. Gene Ontology annotation, molecular function: phosphatidylinositol-3-phosphate binding. Bases 58 to 1212 code for a protein of 384 amino acids. The record is from RefSeq and is a predicted model, not a curated record. The transcript has 5 exons. Gene Ontology annotation, cellular component: ciliary basal body; BBSome. Lineage: Eukaryota; Metazoa; Arthropoda; Insecta; Diptera; Drosophilidae.
ACCGAUGGGUAUUUAGGAGAGAAGACGAACCACAACAAAAGAAGGAAAAAAUAUAAAAUGUUGAAGUCCCUGGCUACGAUUGAGGGAAACCAACAGCCUCAGCUGCAGUUGCUCUGGGAGGAUAAGGAAGUCAAGUUCGAUGUCCCGCAAUUGCACAAAAACCUUCGCAGCGGCGAACGAGUUCUUGACUACAUUUACCACAUCGAAGACAGCAAAGGAAAUCCGGGGGACACGGGACGUCUGAUGGUAACCAACCUGAGGAUUAUCUGGCACUCACUGGUCCACAAGAAGUACAACCUUUCCAUUGGGUAUGCCCGGAUUGGUAACACCAACACUCGAGUAGUGCACAUGCACUCCAAGGCAAAGAUAGCCAGUCAGGCCCUCUACAUCCUCGCAAUUAGCAAUGAGACUCGAUUCGAGUUCCUUUUCACCGACGUAUCAGGGGAAACGUCCCGACGUGAUCAACCCAUCUUUGCCAGCGUUUUCGAUGUGUAUCAUCUAUAUCAACGCACUUAUCUCUACCGCGACCUGAAGCUACGCGGAGCCAUUGUCCAAGCUGGUCAAUUGGUGAUUCUGCCAGAUGAGCAGGUUUACAGUCAGGUGCAGGGCGUCUGGAACUUGUCUAGCGAUCAAGGAAACCUGGGUAGCUUCGUGGUGUCCAACAUUCGACUGGUUUGGUUUGCAGAUGCCAACGAGACCUUCAACAUAAGUUUGCCAUAUCUGCAAAUUGAAAGUCUUCGCAUCCGCGAAUCCAAGUACGGUCCUGCCCUAGUAAUCCAAACUGCAGAAACAGGAGGCGGAUAUGUACUGGGCUUUCGGAUCGAUCCAGCCGAGCGCCUGAACGAGCUCUUCAAGGAGCUCUGCUCGCUGCACACAAUCUACGGCGAACAGCCCAACUUCGGAAUCCAAUACAACGCUCAAGAUGCCCGACAGCGAUUGGCGGAGGCGGCUGAGGAAGCUGCUCAAGCCUCCCAGUUCAAGGUAGAUAACUUCGAGGAGCUGGAUGAGCGGCAAGAGCGCGAGAUUAACACUAAACUGAAUAGCUACCUCGCCGAAGGCUGCUUGGGAAAGACUCGAAGUGGGUCUAGUCAGGAGGAAAGGGAUCCGGUUUACUGCAAGGAGCUGGGAUUUGCCAUGGAGCCAAUUCGGGAUGGCUACAAGUUACAGGACCUGUGGAACGUCCUGCCUACCAAAAUGGAAACAAUGGAAUGAGUUAGAGGGUAUACUAACAAAAGAAUUACAGCUUUAUCAUAAUUAUGGCCUGACUAAGGGAAAUAUUUCUAUGAAGAUAGAGGUAUUACCUUUAAAAUAAGAUGCAAAGGUCCAUAUAAAUAAAACUAAAGAAAUAUUU